GCCUACGCAAGAACUCGCGGCGCGCAAAUUUCCCCACCCACAACGCUCCUCCGCGCACCCUGGGCGCCUCCUCUGUGUACUCGCUGGGGCCAUCCGGGCACCGUGGAGAGCGAGAGUCGGAGUGUCGCCGAGAUUUAAGACAGAGGGUCCAGAGAUCUCAGGGACCACCAAGCAACAGGGCUCUGGCCCCGAGACUGUUGGAACAUGUGCCGGGGAAUACAGCUUGUUUGACAGUUGCCAGACUAUGUUUACACUUCUGAUUCUACUCAGCCAACUGCCCGUAGUUAUCUUCGCAUUUCCUCAUUGCACAAGAAGUCUAAAGGAUACGAAGCAUGCCGGAGAAGAAGUUUUUACAUCAAAAGAAGAAGCAAACUUUUUCAUACAUCGCCGCCUCCUAUAUAACAGAUUUGAUUUGGAGCUUUUCACUCCUGGUGACCUAGAAAGAGAAUGCAUUGAAGAACUUUGUAAUUAUGAAGAAGCCAGAGAAAUUUUCGUGGAUGACGAUAAAACGAUGACAUUUUGGCAGGAAUAUUCAAUUAAAGGACCAGCCACAAAAUCAGAUGGUAACAGAGAGAAAAUUGAUGUUAUGGGCCUUCUGACUGGAUUAAUUGCUGCUGGAGUAUUUUUGGUUAUUUUUGGAUUACUUGGUUACUAUCUUUGUAUUACUAAGUGUAACAGGCAACCAUAUCCAGGUUCUCCAGCCAUCUAUGCCAGAAGGGGCAGACACACUCCCUCCAUCAUUUUCAGAGGACCCGAGGAAGCUGUCUUAUCACCGUCACCAACUUCUUUGGAGGACACAGGACUGCCUUCUUAUGAACAGGCAAUGGCACUGACCAGAAAACACAGUGUUUCACCACCACCACCAUAUCCUGGGCCAGCAAGAGGAUUUAGGGUAUUUAAAAAGUCUAUGUCACUCCCGUCUCACUAAGAACACCCUGUACUUCGGCAUAAGAAAUCCAUGCUAUUUGAAUGGUUUGUUCUCCCUGAACCAAAAAAGAUUCAGCUCGUUAUGACAAACUGCAUAGAAUAAAGGAAGAGUAAGCACCAUGAACCACACCACAGUUCCAUUUGCAUCUUGGACCCGAAAGUGAUUGUCAUCAGCUUGGUAAGAGAAUUUGGCGCCAAGAGCAACAUGGUGACACACACGUGUAAUCUCAGCUACAGGGGAGGCGGAGGCAGGAGGAUCACAAGAUCGAGACCAGCCUGAGCAAGUUAGUGAGGUAUCUCAAAACAAAAUUUAAAAAAAUGGCUGAGUGUGUAACUCAGUGGUAGAAUUGCCUGGCACAUGUGAAGCCCUGGGUUAGAUUUCCCCACCAUGCAAAAAAGGGAGAGAGAAAAAGAAACAGAAUUUGAUUAUAUAAUUCUCACAGUUAAUAAGAAAGCACUUUUAAAUAAUGUAUAUUUUAAAGGUUCAAAAAUCUUUGUUAAUGGCUGGAGAUUUAACUCAGUUCGUAGAGUUAUUUGCCUUGAAUGCACAAUGCCCUGGGUUUAAUCCCCAGCACCACAAAAACAAAACAACAACAACAACAAAAAAACACCUUUGUUAGUAUCUUUUGUCCAGAUAAAAGUUGUAGAUUUCUUCUGUUGAAUAUUUUAAAAAGUAAGAAUUUCUAGUCAUUACUUAUCCCAAGUCAUGAUAUUGAACCCACUAUUUGGAUUUUUUUGUGAGAGGAGGUGGAAAUACUUCACAGAAUUCAACAUUUUAAUAUAAAUUUGUGACCUUAACAUAAACACUGGUUUUAUAUUUUAAAUUAUUGCCUACUAUUCACCAUAUUAUGCAGGUAUUAGUUCUUAAUGCUUAUAAUAAGUCAUGUUUUAUUAUCAGGAGUGGGGUCAGUAGAAAUACUGUUUGAUACAAUUUAGUUCUUCGUAUGGUACAGUGUUGCAAUGGCAAGGAUUUAUAAAAGUUGUUAUGGUUUCAAAUAAAUAAUCCUCUAAUUUAGGACUAGAGCUUGAUAAAAUUGCCCUCAUUUCUGAUGAGGAGAUACUCCAUCUGCAUUAAUAAAAAAUCUACAUCUACAUCAUUCAAUCUCUGGAAAAUAUAAAUAGUUUGAGAAUCUAGUAAAAGUAUUUAACUAUUAAAAUAAUAAUAAUUAAAUUUGCCAGAAAACCCUUAUAUCUUGUCUUUUUUUUUUUUUUUGGUGCUGAAUAUUGAAGAUAGGCCUUGUGCCUGCUAAGCACAGGCUCUACCACUAAGCUAUUUCCCCAGGACCUACCACUUCUUCCCUUGCAUCUUUUAAUAUGUCUGAACACAAAAGAAAAACGCCAUAUGUAAUAAUUUUAACCAGUACUUUAUGUCUAUUUUAAUUAUGUAUAUAGCCAGUUUUUCCCUAAGAAUGUUGCAUAGUGGGUAGGGGAUAUAGUUCAAUGAUAGAAUCUGUGCUUAGUAUUUACCAAAGACCUUGAGUUAUAUCCCCAGCACACACACACACACACACACACACACACACACACAAAUCUAGCUGAGUAUAAGUUAGUAUAAGUUAUAAAUCUCUGGUAUAUAUGUGUCCUAAUUUAUAUGCAUAAGUGAAUUUGUUUCCUCUUUGUAAGAGGUCAAGAAAUAUACUCCUGCCAAGUGUUGUGGUAUAUGCCUAUAAUCCCAGCAGCUAGGGAGGCUGAGGCAGGAGGAUCACAGGUUUGAAGCCAGACUCAGCAAUUUAGCAAGGCUAUAUGCAACUUAAUGAGACCCUGUCCCAAAAUAAAAAAUAAAAGGGCUGGGGAUGUGGCUCAGUGGCUAAGCACCCCUGGAUUUAGUCCCUGGUACCCCCCCCCAAAACAAAAGAAAGAAAGAGGGCUGGGGUUGUGGCGCAGUGGUGGAGCGCUUGCCUCUCACGCAUGAGGCGCUGGGUUCAAUCCUCAGCACCACAUAAAAUAAAUUGCAUUUAUCUACAAUAACAACCAAAAAAAGUAUUUUAAAAAAAAGGAAGAAAGAAAAAAAAUAACAUACUCCUAAAAAAUAAAAUAGAAAAUUCUGUUCUUUAUGUUCUUGCAGGCAUUGCAUUUUCCUAUUAUUUAAAAUCAUUUAUAAAAUAUUACUUUAUUUUAUAAUUUUUACAGAGACGGGACUUCAAACCCAUGUGCAUUUGAUAAUUCCUUCCAAAUUAAAUGUUUAGAAAAUAUGUAUCAUAUUACAGUUCAUAUGUGUGUCUCUCUUUUAUAACAGCAUGAUCUUCAUUAAGACAAAUAAAAGUAAGACCUUAAUUAUUAGGCACUGUUAAAUUAUCCUUGUAGAGGCUCAGAGUCUGUUUAGUUUCUUAUUACAAAUAAAUCAUCUAGCAACGUUUAGAUUUAAUUAGGAAAAUGUUUCAUUAAGCCACCCACAUUAUCUAUAAAAUUCUAUUAGUCAUAUCUUGACUUUACAUAAGCACUUUUUGUCUUGUUGCUAUGCAUUUUUUUUAGUUGUAAGUGGACACAAUACCUUUAUUUUAUUUAUUUAUUUUUUUAAUGUGAUGCUGAGGAUUGAACCCAGUUGCCUCACAUAUGCUAAGCAAGAGCUCUACCACUGAGCUACAACUCCGGCCCUUGUUACUAUACAUUUUACACUUACUUUAAUCCCCUUUUUACGAAGUGAGCAAAGUCAAGAUUGCCAGUAACCUUUUAAAGAAUAAGUAUCAGACUAAGAUAUAACUUGCCUAAAAUCCAACAAGUUCGUGAGAGGUGGGUUUAGAUUGAGUACGUACACUUUUCAGGUCCCAACUCAUGCCUAUAGAAUUACACUGCUUCUAAUUAUAAUCCAAGGAUCUUGUUAAUUAAUUCUAAAUCCAUGAGAAAAAUUUACAAGCACUUCUCACAUAGACAUACAUGUACAUAAGUACACAUAUCACAUGUGUAUGUAUAAUGUUUUUACAUACAUGUGAGGAAUAUUUGGGUUAAAUACAAAUAAAAAAUGUGUGUAUCUUUUACUGAAUCGUAAUUUGAAAUGUUCCAUGAAUUCCUUUACUUAUACUGACUCCCAAAAGUAAAACUGCAAAGUUCGCUUCACAGUCUGUGACAACCCCACCCUGUCCCAACAGCAGCCUAGAGAUAUCAACUGCCAUCGUUUAGUGCAAACGGGAUGCUCUGACUUGAGUGAAUCUAGAAUUAAUUCUUGUGAUUGUGAAGUCACUGGUAUUUAUAGAGCCUCCAAGACUGAGAUCAUAAUACUUUAAAUAUAAAAGGACAAUGUGAGAGAACCAUUGUUGACAUAUGCUUAUAAUGAUGGAAAGGGAACUAUCUCAACAUAAAACCCCUGAUGUAUAUCUAUUUCAUUCACUUCUUUCUGUGUCUGUUGUAUAUCUGGUAAAAUUGUUGUUUGAUUUAAUUGACCUGUUUUGUUUAUGCUUCCCCAGGUUAUUGAUUAGUGCUAACCAUUAAAUCUAUUUUCACUUGAGGUUUUAUAUAUAAUUAGAUAAGUUUUUCACUUUAUCACAAUCAGAAAAUGAAUGGAAUAUGGAAACAAAAGGAAUAAGAAUAAGACAACCUUAUAAAUGUGUAUUUGUCUUGAAUAAGACAAAUACACAUUUAUAAGGUUAUACCUUUAGUAGGAUAGAUAAUUCUACAUAGAAUAUUCUCUUUUGAAAAUGAAAAAAAGGACAAAUUCUAUGAAAAACUUUUGUAUCUAUUAAUGUCUUCUGAGUGAAUACAGACAAAUGUGGAGAACUCUCAGAAUAAUUAAAAACUGUAGGGUUGGGGGCAUAGCACAGUGGUAGAGCAUUUGUGUAGCAUAUACAAGAACCUAAAUUUGAUCCCCAGCUACACAAAAACAAAACAAAAGAGCUGGGCACAGUAAUCCCAGCAACUGGGGAGGCUGAGGCAGGUGGAUCACAAGUUCAAGAACAGCCUCAGCAAUUUAGUCAGACUCUGUCUUAAAAGAUAAAAAGGACUGGGGACAUAAUUUAGUGGUAAAGCUCCCCUAGGUUCAGUACUCGUAACACACACACACACACACACACACACGAAGUGAGGGAUAUUGUCCUCAGUAUCUUUGAUUUCCCAUUUCCCUUUAAUAUUCUAAACAAUUUUUUCUAUUUCUCAGAAAAUUUAUAUAUAUGCAUACUCUUAUAUGUAGAAUAGACUUUUUUGGGUACUGGGGGUUGAACUCAGGGGCAUUCGCCCACUAAGCCACCUCCCCAGCUCUAUUUUGUAUUUUAUUUAGAGACAGGGUCUCACUGAGUUGCUUAGUGCCUUGCUGUUACUGAGGUUGGGUUUGAACUCACGAUUCUCCUGCCUCAGCCUCCUGAACCACUGGGAUUACAGACAUGCACCACUGCGCCCGGCUAGAAGAGACUUUUAAUGCUAAAUGAUUUGUUAAUGCUUAACAAAAGCUCUCUAUAUUAUUCAUAUUGUUUUUCUUUUAUUUGAAUUUUAUUUGUUAUUAGUUUGAUUUGUUUAUUUGAAUUUUAUUAGCUAUUAAUUUGAUUUGAAAUAUAUAUGACAUUUAUACUAUUAAAGGAAUGUCUAGCAUUUCUAUAAUUUUUUAAAUUUAAUAUCCUGUCUAUAUGGUCACUUUGGAACAUGUAUGACAUAUAUUGAUGCCUUCAACCUUCUGAAUUACGUUUCCUCCAACCAAUCUCUCUCUCUCUCUCUCUCUCUCUCUCUCUCUCUCUCUCUCUCUCUCUCGGAAUGUACACUGGGGAUUGAACCCAUGGGUACUUUACUACUGAGCUACAUCUCAGCCCUUUUUAUUUUUCAUUUUGAGACAGGGUCUGGCUCAAUUGCCAGAUUUGGCCUUAAACUUGACAUCCUGCUGUAUCAGCCUUCUAAGUUGCUGGUAUUAUAGGUAUGGGCCUGGCUCCUCCAACAUUUUUUGUUUAAAAAUGUUUUCUAACAGCUUAACAGUUUAAAGUAAUCCCGUACAAAUAUAUCUGUAUUUUCAUUACCUUAAAAGAGCAAUCCUUUCUUUUGAACACAUUUUUUCCUAAAAUCUAAUUGUGUUUUUGUUUUAAUGAAUUUCUUGUUCAAUACACUUUUUAUAUAUGUAAAUAAACUUUAUUCUAAGUAAA
Messenger RNA from Marmota monax (woodchuck), 5981 nucleotides. It is a transcript of the gene Prrg4, whose product is annotated as proline rich and Gla domain 4. Gene Ontology annotation, molecular function: calcium ion binding. NCBI's taxonomy places the organism in Eukaryota, Metazoa, Chordata, Mammalia, Rodentia, Sciuridae. The transcript has 6 exons. Gene Ontology annotation, cellular component: extracellular region. The coding region runs from base 245 to 928 and encodes 227 amino acids. The record is from RefSeq and is a predicted model, not a curated record.